Porites lobata is the source of this 1578-nucleotide messenger RNA. The record is from the annotation of a GenBank genome assembly. Lineage: Eukaryota; Metazoa; Cnidaria; Anthozoa; Scleractinia; Poritidae.
AUGAAGAAAAGAACGAAAAUUGUGAGAGCGAGGAGGAGGUUUGUUAAGUGUCCAAUAUGCGAACUGGUGACAGCCUACCUGCCCACUCACUUCGCUAACAAGCACGGCAUACCCCGGAGUUCCAAAGAGAGCGAAAGGUACAUGCUGUUGGCCAGGGCCUACGAAGGCGACGAGGAACUAAAGUACAUAAAAUCGACAAAACCAUCGAAGGAGACAGCCUCUCCAAGUAGUUUUAUGCGUUUGUUCAACUGUAACUUACGAAGCGACACCGAGUCUGAUGACGAAAGCUAUCACCCUUCUGCUGAUGAAGAAGAAGAAAGCAGUGGAAGUGACGACAGCAAAGUCAUUCCUCCUUCUCCGGAAUGUCAUAGAGAACAGCAACGCCGAAUUGCCCAAGCCGCGGCAGAGAACAGAGCAGCAAGUGAGAGUGAAAGUAGCGAAGUAGGUGGUACAAUUCAGGUGUUCAAAAAGGUUGCUGGAAGCAAGGGUUGUGAGAGUAAAGGGUCAAAGCAGGGUAAAGCUGAAACGGAAGUCGGAGAUGGAGGCGAUGCCAACAGUCCCAAAAGGGAUGAUGGGGAUGAUGAGGAAGACCAUGUUGGAGGUGACAGUGAAGAUGAUGGAGGUAAAGGUGGUGAAGAUGGUGGUUGUGAAGGCGAUGAGGAUGAGGAUGAAGAUGAAGAUGAAGUGAAAAAGUCCUUCAGCAAUGUCUUAAAGAUGAAGAACCCAUCAGCUCCCCGCCAUAUCUGGCUUAUACGCUUUCAUGAAUACCUUCAGUCACUAGCAGGAAAAGCUUUGACAAAGGUGCAGGCAGACCAGCACGCAAGUCAGAUAUACCUGAUGUUGCAGUCCAUAGAUCCUACAGGGACAGAAAUAGCCUGCAUUACGGACAGCCAAGGAAAAGCAGUUUGGGAAUGGGCCAAGCGGUUAUUAGAUGAGAAGAAAAAAAGGCCAGGCACUAUCAUUUCUUAUUUGACGUCUCUUGAAAAGUUCUACAAAUUUAUCAUACGCUGCCAGGACGAGGAAGAACCCCUUCUGCAAGUAACGCCAGCUUUGUUAAAGUCAGUCAAGACUGCGUACAACGACUUGGCAGCCUGGCGUGCUGUGAUCCGAAAGCAUUACAAAGGUGAUGAAUGGAGAAGACAGCUGGCGGAGAUGAAGUCUCGCCUUCGGCCGGAAGAUGUCAGAGACAUCAAUGAAACAAAGCCAGCCAAAAAAGCAGAUGCCCUCCUAAAGAAGGCCCCUUACACAAAGGUUACCAUCCACCAAUGUUGUUUAGUUAGAGACUUUCUGAUAGCUAGCCUCGAAUUUCAGAAUGGACAGCGUCCUGGUCCAUUCGAAACCAUCUUGUUGGAGGACUUCCAGGAUGCCGAAAUUGAUCAGGAUUCUGGAACAAGAACAAUUUGCGCCCCCCAACACAAAACAUCGACUGCCAGGCCAGCCCCAAUCUCCAUGUCCAAAUCACUCAGCAAAAAGAUGGAAACUUAUAUCAAACACGUCCGCACCAUUUUCCCUGGCUCUUCUCCGUUUUUGUUCAUCACCAAUAAGGGAAACCCAUUCCCCAAGGGCAAGAUCGGUCGA